This is a messenger RNA of Sphenostylis stenocarpa, 429 nucleotides long. NCBI's taxonomy places the organism in Eukaryota, Viridiplantae, Streptophyta, Magnoliopsida, Fabales, Fabaceae. The record is from the annotation of a GenBank genome assembly.
AUGAGGGCUUUCGUUGGUUGGUAUAUAUAUAUAGACGUAAGGGCAUUAGAAUUUUCCAGCCUCGUCUCCUUCACAACCUCUCCACAAAGAGCCGCACCUUCUUAUCACUUUCUUGUCAUUCGAUUCGAUUCCUUCAGCCUUGCGUUCCCUUCAACAUCUUCUGCAGAAUCCUGCAAGUUCUGCAGUAGCAGAUUCCAAGGUGAAGGUGUCACGUUGAAGUUUCUUUCAUGUUUGAACGGGCUAUUAUCCAUUCGGGAGCAAUUGAGUUGCUUGGAGAGUGUUUUUCGUCUUCCAGAAAAAAGAACAGGCCGGUGCCAAGAAGGCUCAGCUGUAUGCAUCGUGCACCUUAUCAGGAACAUUCUGAUCUCUGUAGUUGCUGUUUGCAGCCCACAGUUUGUCAAGGAGGCAUCUGCCACCUUUGUUGUCUAG